This is a messenger RNA of Lachancea mirantina, 1203 nucleotides long. The record is from the annotation of a GenBank genome assembly. Lineage: Eukaryota; Fungi; Ascomycota; Saccharomycetes; Saccharomycetales; Saccharomycetaceae.
AUGAUCGAGAAAUGGGCCAAAAUGCGAUUCUUAAGCACCAAAAAUACACGGGGGCUAUAUUCUGCGUGGGAUGUUUUAUAUGAAACCAAAAUCCCCGAUGGUAAUGUUGCGAUUUACUUUAAAAACUUGUUGGAAAGGUCAGCAUUAGCUGGUGCGCUACCUGAGGAAGGAUCUAUAACGCAGAUACUGAUAAAGCACUUACUACAGCAGAACAGCAAUAAUCCAACAAAAUUAGCUUAUAGGGGGCAAAUUAAGGAGUUGGUUCGGCAAAUUGAUAAAAAUAUUAUUACCGAAAAUGACAUCAAAUAUGCUCUGGAAAUAGCUUCCAGAAAGAGAGUUGUAAACGUUUCGAAACCCCUUAUCAAAGAAUCGACAGUACAGAAAGCAAAUAUAGAAGGAUCCAAGCCACAGUUGACCAUAAAUCCUCAAAGACAAAAUACACUUGAUACAAAAAAUAUAGCACACAUUGCCCGUGUGGGCAAGAAUAAUGAUGAGCUGAGCUUCGAACGAAAUAAAAAUGUUGAGGAUUUGAGUAAAAAUAUGAGUGAGAUGCGCGUUACGGAUCAAGGUAGUUCAUUGGACUUGAAUUCUUUGCAGCUUUUUCUGCAAGACGCCCGAAGGCUGGAUUUGGAUCGCCAAGAGUUGAUGCGCGAAACGAAACAGUUGUACGCUUGGAAGUCAGAGACAAAACCGCUCUCUUUGUCUGGUGGGAACAUUUUCAGCUUUCUGAGCGGACCACAGCCCGCGUUUUUUGGGAGGACGAUGAACUUGAUGAAUUCUCAGGAACUAUCAAGUCAAGAUCCGGUUGUCAACAUUUCAAACUCGUCAGACGUCCUUUUAUACAAUCUGAGAGAUGAUUCGAGUUCUGUGGCGCCGUGGAAGAAGCAGAAAAGAUUAAUUCAUGUUAAUACUCGGGAUUUCUUCGGUAUCAUCAAUGCGUCCGGAAGAUCGCCGGAGCUGAUGUUAGAGUUGGUAACCAGUCUCGAAAAACAAGGUUGGGAUCUGGUGGGCGAUGCAGGUUUCGACGGGACUGUAAUUGUUUUCAAGAGGGAAGGUUCUGCUCAAUCUUCAUUUCUCAAAAGAAAAAUAUUAGGUUGGUUGAUCUUUGCUCUAUCUUCAGCCAUAUUGUCAUUCAAGUUACUCGAGAAUUACGAGACGAAAGAGUUAAAAGAAACUUCUUCAGAUGAUAGAAAUACUCAUUAA